Molecule: messenger RNA, 2299 nt
Organism: Ruditapes philippinarum (Manila clam)
Lineage: Eukaryota; Metazoa; Mollusca; Bivalvia; Venerida; Veneridae
Exons: 7
Coding region: 90-1718 (542 amino acids)
Biological process (GO): regulation of transcription by RNA polymerase II; cell differentiation
Cellular component (GO): nucleus
Molecular function (GO): sequence-specific DNA binding; DNA-binding transcription factor activity, RNA polymerase II-specific
Source: RefSeq, a predicted model, not a curated record
AAUAUACUACGGUUACUUCGGGUACAAACUUCAAGCCCGAGCGAACAAAUUUACUAUCGAGAGGUUUUUUGUUCGCUGAUUUUCUUAGUAUGCAAAAAGAAGUAUUUUACGGAGAACCAACAGCUGUGUUCCGACGCACAAAUAUGCUGGUUAACCUAGAGAUCGACGAAAAAAUACAUUUAAAAUCUUCUUCUUCUUUGAUAAAAGAAGAUUUGCCACCGUGGACAUUUUUCUUAAUAAGCGGACAGCAUAAAGAUCGUUGUUUGGACUCGAUGCAGUACUAUUGUUCAGGUUCCGAGACAGUUGAAGAUUGGCAGUUCCUGUGUGCAGCAGAAAAGGACGUUGUCGAUCAUUUUGCAAACGAAACGAUAAAUCAAUUACCAACACAAAAGCUAGAUGACAAUAAUGAUGUAAAAAACAAUUUAAAAGAAAAAAGGCUCAUGUGUAUGGAUGGGAAUUAUACACAAGCUGUAAGUAGACGCCCUGCAGACGACGUGGAAAUGUUUGAAGAUGAAAAUACUGGUGAAACUAUCGUCAAACUCUGGCAAUGCUUAUACCCUAUAGACAUAAAAUGCAAACUCUCAUCAGGAAUGGGGUUCAGCGAAGAGGCUGAUCAACCAGAAUUUGAAACAAAGUGUACAUCAGGUUAUGAAACUGGUGACAAAAUGUUAACAGAAAGAAAUCAUUUUGGAGAUACCAAUUCUCAACAAGGUAAUAACUGGGCAACUGUAAACAGUAUCGAAUCAAUGAACGAGUCGCAACCAUUUGCUUUCACCAAGUGUAAAAUGGAAACGGACGACCCAGCUACGAACGAUACAAAAUCUAACAAACCAUUUGAAGAAAUUCGCAGAUCGGUAACGGAUCCUUGUCUUAAGAAUACAAGUAUGAAAAGGGUGAAUUAUUCAUGUCCACUCUUGACUGACCAGUCAUAUAACUUUACAAUCAGAAAUGCAAAUGGACAGAGCUCUUGCUGUGAAAACACACAGGUGGCAGAACAAUCCUCGCAGUAUUUUUUUCCAAAUUCAAAUAGUACAGCCGAUUACGAUUAUUUGUAUGACACUUACCAUACUUCAGAAAAUAGUCAUGUGUAUAGGAAAGAAAACACAGGGUUUUAUUUUGCCUCUCGUGAUGACACUAACCCGCCAACAGGUACUUUGUUUCCGGGACAAUACAAUCAUACUUUGACUCAAGCAAAUAUGAUAAAUAACAGUAGCCAAACUUUUAAGAAUAUGCCUGAGCCAAUUUCAAGAUUGGAAGACGGAAAAUUUAAAACUCAAAUGCAAAGUUACGCCUCAAGCGAAGCACCACAAAACAAAGUACAAAACAAGAGUAAAUUUGAUGUUAAAGGAUCACCUGCACUUGUGUCUCACAAUGAACCCCAUUCCCUUGAAAAUGUGGGGUUUAAAGCAAAGAAAUUGAAGAGGGGGUGUCGUCUCUGGGAAUACAUCAGGAACCUCCUUCUAGAUCCAAGGACCAAUCCAUCACUUAUAAAAUGGGAAGAUCGUAAAGAAGGGACUUUCAAACUUGUCCAAAACAAGAAAAUUGCAUUCGAUUGGGGCUGGAAGAAGGGAAAUUCGGACAUGAGUUAUGAGAAGCUCAGCCGGGCUAUGAGAUAUUACUACAAGAAAAAAAUAUUUCAACCUGUAAUUGGCAAGCGGCUUGUUUACAAAUUUGGACCAAAUGCAACCGGGUGGAAAGAUGACAUUAAGCCAAGUUAAACUACGGCGAUACAAUCAAUAUUCCCAUGAAAAUGAUACCACGAGAAGAUGAUAUUAAACCUAGUUAAAUGCACUCAAGAAUAAACUUUCAUACGAAAAGUUGGUCGUUCGAAGAAAGGGAAAAAGGUGACAUAGAAAAAUGACAAAAAUUGCAUACAUAAUGAUAAAGAAACGACAAGAAGUAAAAUGGUAUUAGAAAAGAUUAUGAGAUAGAAUGAAAAACUUUAAAGUAAACAAUAUCUUAGUUUAAGCAAGAAUUUAUGAUUAAAUGAAAUAAAAUGACAACGAGUGUCAUUUGUUUACUUCCCUUGUGAUAAAUAUACAUCUUAUAUGAUAAAUAUACAUGUUGUAGCUUAACAGUUGUUAACUUUUACAAUCAUAUUUAACAGUCUUAAUAAUUGGCAAGAAAUAUUCACAUUUGCUCAAGGUUUAUUUAUUGUACUUGUCUACAGUUAAGUUUGUGUCAUAUAUUUCUAACAUUACUGUACAAAUGUGUGUAACAUUAUUCAAAGUUUAAGUGCUUUAAUAUAUUAUUAUGUUAAAUUUGUGAAUAAUUUAUUUUAAUAAAAAUGUGUACUAUA